AUGGCUACCUCCAGGCUCCAGUCUGAAGAUCAGUUUCUCUGUUCUAUCUGUCUGGAUGUGUUCACUGACCCGGUCACCACUUCAUGUGGACACAACUUCUGCAGGACCUGUAUCAUCAGAUACUGGAAUUCCAUUGACCUGUGCCAGUGUCCAAUAUGUACGCAGAAGUUCCAAACGAGACCAGAGCUUCGCGUCAAUACUUUCAUCGUUGAGAUGGCUGCUCAGUUCAGGAAGUCAGUUCAAGUGAAAGCUCCUAGCAACCCAGACCAAUGCCCUGCCAAACCUGGAGAAGUGUCAUGUGAAAUCUGCACUGAGACGAAGCUCAAGGCCCUGAAGUCCUGCCUGGUGUGUCUGACCUCUUACUGUGAGACUCACCUGGAGCCUCAUCAGAGAGUCGCAGCCUUAAUGAGACACAAGCUGAUCAACCCUGUUGAGAACCUGGAAGACAGGAUGUGCAAGAUACACGAGAGACUCCUGGAAUUGUUCUGUAAGACUGACCAAAUAUGUGUUUGUGUCUUAUGCAUUAAAACAGACCACAAGACUCACUAUACUGUCCUUCUAGAGGAAGAGUUUGGAGAGAUGAAGGGAAAGAUAGAGGCAGAAGUGCAGCAGAAGAUCCAGGAGAGACUGAAGAAGGUUCAGGAGAUCAAACACUCAUUAGAGCUCAGCAAGAGAAACUCUGAGAGAGAGAUAUCAGACAGCGCUCAGGUCUUCACUGCUCUGAUGCGCUCCAUUGAAAAGAACCAGGCUGAGCUCAUUGAGGUAAUUGAGAUGAAGCAGAAAGCCGCAGAGAGGCGGGCUGAAGAACUCGUUAAAGAGCUGGAGCAGGAAAUCACUGAGCUAAAGAGGAGAAGCACUGAACUGGAGCAGAUCUCACACACUGAGGACCACCUCCAUCUCGUCCAGAGCUUCCCAUCCCUGUGCAGCCCUCCACUCACCAAGGACUGGUCUGAGAUCAGUGUUCACAGUGAUCUGUGUGUGGGGACUGUGAGGAGAGCCGUGUCUCAGCUUGAAGAGACACUCAUGAGUGAGAUGAAGAGGUUGUGUGAUGCUGAGCUGAAGAGGAUUCAGCAGUAUGCAGUGGAUGUGACUCUGGACCCUGAUACAGCACACUGUAAACUCAUCCUGUCUGAGGAUGGGAAACAAGUAAGACAUGGAAACACACGACAGAAUCUCCCUGAUAACCCAAAGAGGUUUGAUUCUGCCAUUAACGUCUUGGGAAAGGAGAGCUACUCCUCAGGGAGAUUCUACUAUGAGGUGACUGUUACAGGGAAGACUGAGUGGAAUUUAGGCGUCUCUACAGAGUCUGUCAACAGAAAGGGGACUGUCACACUGAGCCCUGAUAAUGGACGCUGGGCAGUGAUCCUGAGGGAUGGGAGUACGUACACAGCUUGUAGCCCCAGCCGUGUCCGCCUCUCUCUGAGAGAAAAGCCCCAGAAGGUGGGGGUGUUUGUGGAUUAUGAGGAGGGUCAGGUCUCCUUUUAUGAUGUGGAGGACAGGUCUCAUAUCUUCUCUUUCACUGGUUACACUUUCACAGAGAAACUCUAUCCGUACUUCAGUCCAUACCAUAAUGAUGGUGGUAAAAAUUCAGCCCCUCUGAUCAUCUCUCAUGUCAAUCACACAGACUGA
Messenger RNA from Coregonus clupeaformis (lake whitefish), 1629 nucleotides. RefSeq names its product E3 ubiquitin-protein ligase TRIM39-like. Gene Ontology annotation, molecular function: protein binding; zinc ion binding; ubiquitin-protein transferase activity. Gene Ontology annotation, biological process: protein ubiquitination. Lineage: Eukaryota; Metazoa; Chordata; Actinopteri; Salmoniformes; Salmonidae. The transcript has a single exon. The coding region runs from base 1 to 1629 and encodes 542 amino acids. The record is from RefSeq and is a predicted model, not a curated record.